This is a messenger RNA of Pieris napi, 1781 nucleotides long. Its product is annotated as neuronal calcium sensor 2. The coding region runs from base 429 to 989 and encodes 186 amino acids. The record is from RefSeq and is a predicted model, not a curated record. Gene Ontology annotation, molecular function: calcium ion binding. The transcript is spliced from 5 exons. NCBI's taxonomy places the organism in Eukaryota, Metazoa, Arthropoda, Insecta, Lepidoptera, Pieridae.
UAUGUAGAGCAGAGAAGCGUCAUUCGCGCUGCUACGUUGUCACCGAUAAGGUAACAGUUCAUGUCAGAAUUGAGCAGUACAUUCUAGCCGGUAUCUGCAGUGCCCCAGCCGUUUGACGGUCCCUAGCCCAACCGAGUUUUCCUAGUUUUGGAAGAGAGCGCGCGUUUGACCCUGUAUCGAUCUGAAUAUUACGUGUGGUCGUUCGUGCAGUACGUUCUCUCGGGAUAUUCGCCUAACGGUCGCCGUCGGCGCCGGCCUUGCUGUGCUGUUUACGCGCCGUCUAACUUAUUUUAUUCCCGCGAUCAUGCUUGCGCUGCCCAAUUAGAAACGUAAAUACCACCAAUAGAUUUGUGUGCACGAAACAUCAAUCCCAAAAUCCACUUGCAUACCUGAUCGAUUUCAAGCGAACGAGAAGUCCAGACGUUAAGAUGGGUUGCUUUGUCAGUAAAGACAAACUUACCAAGGAAGAUAUGGACUUUCUCAAAACACACACAUCAUACGAUGAGACCACUAUCAAGGAGUGGUAUAAAGGAUUUAAACAAGACUGUCCCAAUGGCCGGUUGACUCCAGCGAAAUUCGUGGAUAUGUACAAGAUGUUCUUCCCGUCCGGGAACGCGGUGGAGUUCUGCGACCAUGUUUUCCGCACUUUCGAUAUGGACAAAAAUGGAUACAUUGAUUUCAAGGAAUUCCUGCAGGCGAUUCAUGUUACGUCCAGUGGAACCCCAGAGGAAAAGCUUAAAUGGGCUUUCCGUAUGUACGACGUGGAUGGAAAUGGGGUGAUCGAUAUUCAGGAGAUGACUAAAAUAGUUCAGGCAAUUUACGAUAUGUUGGGUGCCUGUUCAAGUAACAGGCCGGCGGACUCGGCCGAAGAGCGUGCCAAGAAUAUUUUCGCAAAAAUGGAUGAGAACAACGAUGGACAGCUCACACAGGACGAGUUCCUCAAGGGCUGUCUUCAGGACGAGGAGCUCUCUAAAAUGCUAGCGCCUUAAACGCUAUAAAUAAAUAAAUUCAGCAUAUUUCACCUAUUCAUGUUGUGUACCCACCCAGAUAACCCGACGGCACGAAUUAAGUCCCUUUGACACUACAUAUUUUGAAAAUUUGCAUUUUUAUAUUGAAAAAUUUUUUUUUCAUUAUGCAGUAUCAUUUAUGUUACAAUAGGGUUGUGUACCGUUUUUAAAUUUCAGAAUUUUAGAUACUUUUAUCUAUUUAAUCAACAUUAUCACGCUGUCGGAUUGUCUAUUAAUGUUGUUUCCAAAGAUCAACCCCUUUUACGAAAUUUGAUAUUGAUACAGGAAUACUUCGAUCAUGUACGGCACAAUAUAAAUGUCAAUCGUAAUUUAAUUAUAAACGAUACAAUUAGUAUAGUCCAUUAACAGAAUUGAUAAGAUUAAUAUAACCAAUUUGCAUUAUAGCUCGUCAUUCGUCGGUAUAUAUGAUUCGUUUGGGAAGUGUUUCUAUGAAUAUUUUUACGAGUUUUUAGGCUGUUCGUGCUUAUAUAUAGUAGAGUAAAAUUUUAAAUUGUAUUAAUGUUGUAUUCGCCAAAGCCUAAUAAGAGGCUCGAUAAUUAUACGACCACGACGUGUUAGAGCAUUGUUAUUUCACCUCGGUUAUGUUUGUUUAAAAUAUAUUUAAUUUCACGGUAUUAUUGCUACGUGACUUCGCUUGCCUGAAGUUUAUUUUUAUUGGCAUUCAAAAUUAAAACAAGAUUAUGUGACGGUGGAACUUAUUUAUCGUGUUGUCGGCUUAUAUCACAGUAAUAAUAUUAAAGUAUUGUAUAUGAA